Molecule: messenger RNA, 1758 nt
Organism: Aquila chrysaetos chrysaetos
Lineage: Eukaryota; Metazoa; Chordata; Aves; Accipitriformes; Accipitridae
Gene: CYSRT1
Product: cysteine rich tail 1
Exons: 2
Coding region: 73-495 (140 amino acids)
Source: RefSeq, a predicted model, not a curated record
UCCGUGCAGGAGGAAGCGCAGCCGGCGGCAGAGCGGCCCCGGAGCCGGGCGGAGCCGCGCGGUCGGUGGGCAAUGCCAGCCAGGCCACGCUUGCUGACAAGGAGCAGGGAGAUGGAUCGUGGUGUCAGCCUGAAGAACCCCUACGCCAGCGUCAACAUCCCACGGGACCAGUUCCAGCAAAGCUUUAUCACUCGCUACCUGAAGGAUGAGCCCACCGUCAUUGCCAACCCUGCAGCUGUGCCCACCUAUGGCGUGGAGGAGCAGGUGGACCCCACUGGCAGCUGCAACAGCCCAACCAUUUCCACGGAGAAGUCCUGGUCCCAUCCCUACAACCCCUAUGCCAGCCUGAGGAUGCCCAACAGGGAAUCGCCCGACUCCUUCUACACCGUCACCCUGGACAAGCCGCCCAAGGGCCAGGAGUGCGAGGCCAGCAGGGGAUGCGGCUGCUGCAAGUUCUGCCCCUGCUGCAGAAAGUGCUGUUGUGUUAUCUCCUAAGGGCCCUGCUGCACCCGUGGGAUGUGCUGACCAUGGGAUUGGGUCAGGUGGCCCCAUGGGGACGUGGCUGCCCAGCCUGGGCACUCCAUGGAGCUGCCCUGGUGCCCAGCAGAGCUGGCAGCUGGGAGGUGGCACUGGCUGGACUCUGCCAUUGCUUUUCACCCCUGAGCUCUGCAGCCAGAUAUGCCGGUGAUGGGUACCUGCCAGGUCCUGAGAGCCCAUUCUGGGGCGUGGGGGAGGAGGACCAGUCCCCCUUGCCCAGCUGAGGCCCGGGAGCCUUGAGGAUGAUCUGUGCCAAUGCAGAUGCCACCGAGAAGUGCCUACACUGGGGAUGGGGCAGCACUUGGAGCCUGUGAUCCUGUACACUGACCCUGCCAGUCUGCCCUUGCUGGGAAACCUCCAACUCUCGGAAGGUACAGGCAUUGCCCACCUGACGGAGGGUAGGUUUGGAUGAUGGCAGCCCUGUGUGCGUGGCAGAGGAGCGCGUCGUCAUCGCUGUCUUGGAGUGGUGGAGACGAGCCAGGGACGUGCCCCCAGCCAGGAUGGGGACCCACCUCCCCAGAACUGAGCGGCCCCCCCACCCACAGCAUCAUGGGGAUGCUGCAGCACCCUGGGCCAAGCUCCAGCUGGGUACCGCUCCUCCUCGCCACACUGCCCAUGGGACAGAGGGAAGGAGACAGGAAGGACAGACAGAAAAAGCAUGGCAGAGUGCUGGGCAGUGGUGCAGGGCGGCAACUGAUGGCACAGCAUGGGUGUGGGUGUUAACAUCCCAGUGCCACGAUGCCCCUGGCCCCAUUCGGUUCCUCCUGCCAUGUUUGCAGGGCACUGGGCACAACCCCUCACCCCAUCCGCAUCCCAGCUUGGGGCUCCACACCGCCCUGGGGCAGGGUCCAGUGCAGAGGGCUGGCCCAGCUCCAACAGUGGGGUGGCACUGGGGCACCCCAUUUGGGAUGCAGAUCCCCAUGGUUCGCCUUCUGCAACCCCCUGGGCAUUGAGGAAGGUGAGUGAGGAGCCUGCUGGCCUCUUCGCAGCAUGCUGGGGUGGCUCCAGGCUGGGUUUUCGGCUGGGGCUGGCGCCGCCAACCUGGAACAAGCCCGCCGUUGUGUUGGCGUCCCACGGGCGGCCGUGCUGCCAGGCGGCAGCUGCGUAAGCACCGCGGCUGCUGCAGGAACUGCUUGGUCUGCAGGGGCAAGGGCUUGGCAAGAGCGCGUGUUUUAGCAGAUGACUUCAGGGUGCUGCAAAUAGAAUUACAGCCUUCUCCUC